GAAACCAUGUCGAUCAUCCCACGACCUGCGGUCUGAUCAUAACUCCAGGCUGCUGAAAGAGUGCUCGCUGCAGCAGCUAAACGAGGACGAGCUCUUCCUGCUGCUGCUGCUCAACGACCCGGCGCUGCUGCCCGAGGUGUGUGUGCACUAUAACAAAGGCUCGGGGCCUCACGGCUGCUGUAGUUUCCAGGGCGACUGCACCAAAGUGCACCUGUGCCAGCACUUCGUGCAGGGCGACUGCAUCUUUGGAAAAAAGUGCAAACGGUUGCAUGCCGUUGACGAGCGCGGCCGCCACAUGCUGGAGGAGAGAGGACUGAGCUGUGACAUCAUCCACAACCUGCCUUCCAUCUACAGCAACAUCCACCAGCUCAGAGCGGCCUCCACCUCCACCACCUCCAUGGACAUUGUUCCUGAGCCGUCUCACCCUCUGGAGAUCUGCCUGCACUUCUUCAGGAACAGCUGCAAGUUUCAGGACUCGUGCCUGCAGGUGCACUUCCACCUGCCGUAUAAGUGGGAGGUUCUAGAUGGCAGCACCUGGACGGAGCUGCAGAACAUGGAGGACAUUGAGCGAGACUUCUGCGACCCGUCCAGGACUGAGAGCGCUGGUGUUCAGACCAUCGACUUCAUCACGAUGACUCGAGGGAUGCAGCCUGUUCGCCGUCUCUCCACAGUUUCCUCCGUGAAGAAGCCGUUAUACUACACACUGACCACCAAAUGGCUGUGGUACUACAAGGGGGACCGUGGGAACUGGGUGGAAUAUGGAGAGUUGGAUGAGAAGCUGCGCUCCACAUCGGAGACAUCCUGCACUCUGGAGAAGAAGUACCUGUCUGACAGAAGAGCUGAAGUCAGAGUGGUGAAAGGCUACAGAGAGUACAUCAUCAGCUUCAAAGACAUGUACCAGAGGAACCACAAGCACAACACCAAGAGGAAAGUCCGCCGUCGCCCUCGCUUCGUCUCCCGGGAGGAGGUGGAGAGGCAGGUGCCGGUGUUAGGAAGUCAAAUGUGACCCGAUUAUGUUGACUGGACCAGGCUGGGUGCCUUAUCACAGUAGCAGGUGCUGCUGCUCAAGAUUUCAUCACUUCCUGGACGUCUGUAAAUGAUUACUGAUGCAUUCACUGAGCAUGUUAACCACUUCUAUUAUUUUCUGCUUCUCUGCGUGUAUGUGCCUGUGUGGGGGAAAUUUAUUCUACCUGUAUUUCUAUUUUUGUAUGGGCUUUAGGCAAUAUAAAGCACCUUGAGGUCACUGUUGUUAAUUUGGUGCUGUAAAUAAAAUGGAGUGAUUCUUA
Haplochromis burtoni (Burton's mouthbrooder) is the source of this 1286-nucleotide messenger RNA. RefSeq names its product poly (ADP-ribose) polymerase family, member 12b (gene parp12b). Gene Ontology annotation, molecular function: metal ion binding. The record is from RefSeq and is a predicted model, not a curated record. NCBI's taxonomy places the organism in Eukaryota, Metazoa, Chordata, Actinopteri, Cichliformes, Cichlidae.